AUGCAGGAGAAGGAGCAACAGGAGGAGGGCCAACAGCAGCAUCGAACGUGGGCAACCGGUACUGGUUCAGCCGCUGCUGCCACCAUGCAUACGGACGGGGGAAGGCUUUCUUUGCCAGCAGGGGGAGCGGCGCCUGCGUCCCCGCCCCCCUUGUCUUGGGCGAAGGGAGCAGCAGCUGGGGGGGGCGGUGGGCGGGGUGCAGCCAAGGGGGGUGGAGUGAGGAGAGGCGGCGGCGCUGGUGGUCAUGGUAGCACGGCGGCGGUGUCGUACGGGGAGGGAGGGGGCGGAGAGGAGGAAGAUUUAGACGAGAUUGGUGAUUUUUGAGGUGAUAUUUUCCGGGAAUGUGUUUGUCUUCUCUGUGUCUCGGACGAACGACCAGUUUGGUCUGGGCUGUUCGGCUUGUUCUUGUACGACUAAGUGCAUGUCUGUGUUUCCUGGCUCUGAGCAAUGCUCUUGCCAAUGUGUGUACAGAAACUAUAGUGUGAUUUCCCAUUUUCCCGCGAUCAGUGUUGGGUGAUUUUUUGUGUCAGGCAGAAAAGUCUUGUCAGGCGCACCAACGUCUUGCGGGUUGUUUCUUGUCUUUCGUUGUUUGCGUGGUACGAUGUAUCGUGGUCCGUGUUGUCGUCAGUGUCGCUGGUUGGUCCGCAACCUUGUUUGUCGUGUGUUACUCUAUCAAUGUUGAAUGAUCCGCAGCUGAUCGAUUUCGCUGCUGCUGCUGUUGCGGGCCUGUAACGUUCUUGGAUGAUGCAGACGGAGGCUUUUUUUUUCGUUGAUACGCCAACUCAAAGCAACGGGUGCUCUCUUCGUGUUUGUUGUAUAUUUCUUGAGCAAGAAGAUGAGCGGGGGCAGCUGAAAUGCUGCGUGAACAUGGUGUGCGUAUGUGCAUUUUUUUUGGCGAGUUGUUGUUGCUCCGUGGGAGUGAGUGUGCGGGCGAGACACAAUGGAGGCGACAACAGAUUCGUUUCUCGACAUGACUACAGCAAUACGGAAGAACGAAUG
Messenger RNA from Ectocarpus sp. CCAP 1310/34, 999 nucleotides. NCBI's taxonomy places the organism in Eukaryota, Phaeophyceae, Ectocarpales, Ectocarpaceae. The record is from the annotation of a GenBank genome assembly.